Messenger RNA from Copidosoma floridanum, 1786 nucleotides. It is a transcript of the gene Agps, whose product is annotated as alkyldihydroxyacetonephosphate synthase. Gene Ontology annotation, molecular function: FAD binding; alkylglycerone-phosphate synthase activity. Gene Ontology annotation, cellular component: peroxisome. Gene Ontology annotation, biological process: lipid biosynthetic process. NCBI's taxonomy places the organism in Eukaryota, Metazoa, Arthropoda, Insecta, Hymenoptera, Encyrtidae. The record is from RefSeq and is a predicted model, not a curated record.
AUGACUGCCACGACCAAGAAGUCUGCAGUAUUGAUAUUGCAUAUGGACAAGUAUUCGAGCUCCUUGGUUUUAUCUAGACGCUUGGAACAGGUGAUAUGGUCAUUUGCUACGAGGUAUUCAAUUGGUAGCAAGGAGCUGCCUUAUUUCACUACUUGGGUCAAAGAGAUUUUCCACAUAAACUUACUUAAUCAUGUCAAUUCGAAAAGUUGGCCAGAAACUUAUCCAAAAUCCAUCAUCAGUAAUAAAUUCAUGAAAUUUUUGGAAUAUUCGAACAUUGAGUACUCAAUAGAAGGAAUUGAUCGUCUUUUUCGAGCUCAUGGCCAUUCAUUACGAGAAAUUUAUAUGCUCAAGCAAGGCUGGCCUGGAAGAAUUCCAGAUCUUGUAGUCUGGCCACGUAGUCAUAAUGAUGUUUUAAAAGUUAUUCGUGAAUGUUUGAACUAUGAUAUUGUUUGCAUACCGUUUGGUGGUGGUACAUCUGUAAGUGAAGCAUCAAAAUGUCCAGACAAUGAAAAACGGAUGAUAGUUAUUCUGGAUACAACCCAAAUGAAUCGAAUACUGUGGAUUGAUUCAGAAAAUCUUUUGGCAUGCUGUGAAUCUGGAAUUAUAGGACAAGAUCUUGAGCGAGAGCUUAGGUUAAGAGGACUAACAGCUGGUCAUGAACCUGAUUCUUAUGAAUUUUCCAGCUUAGGAGGUUGGAUAGCUACACGUGCAAGUGGAAUGAAAAAAAAUAUAUAUGGCAACAUUGAAGAUCUUGUUGUACGAAUUCGCAUGGUAACAGGGCGAAGUUCAGAAUUGGAAAUGAUUUUGGAACACAGCUCUCAAGUACCACGAACCUCUUGUGGUCCCAAUUUUGAUCACAUCAUUCUUGGUAGUGAAGGAACACUUGGGGUCAUUACCGAAGUGGUACUUAAAGUCAGGCCAUUGCCGAAUACAAUCAAGUACGGUAGCAUUGUUUUCCCAAAUUUUGAAGCUGGAGUAAGCGCACUCCGCAAGGUAGCAAAAGAGCGCUGUCAGCCGGCCAGUAUUCGACUAAUGGACAAUGAACAAUUUAAAUUUGGUCAAGCUCUAAGAGCAGAGUCAUCUUGGGGAAAUCUUGUACUGCAAGGCCUGAAACAUUCAUUUAUUACUCGUAUUAAAGGUUUCAACUUAGACAGCUUAUGCGUGGCCACACUUUUAUUUGAAGGCUAUUCAAGUAAAGACAUUAGUGAGCACGAAAAAAAAAUUUACAAUAUCGUAAGACAUUAUGAUGGUAUUCCUUCAGGAGAAACAAAUGGUGAACGUGGUUAUACUCUUACAUUUGUUAUAGCUUACAUACGUGAUCUAGGUCUUGAUUACAAUGUGUUAGCAGAAAGUUUUGAAACGUCAGUUUCAUGGAAUCGAGCUUCUUCACUAUGUCGUCAUGUCAAGACACGGGUUAUAAAUGAAUGCUUUAAUAGAGGAAUCAAUUAUUUUUUAAUUUCAUGUCGCUUAACGCAGACGUAUGACUCAGGCUGUUGUAUCUAUUUCUACAUGGGUUUUAACUAUGAGGCACUAAGUGAUCCUAUAAAAACUUAUGAAGAAAUUGAGGAAUCAGCCAGGGAAGAGAUACUCGCCUGUGGAGGUAGUCUCUCGCAUCAUCAUGGAAUAGGAAAAAUGAGAGCACGAUUUUACUCGGAAGUAGUAGGAGAAGCAAGCAUAUCUUUGUACAAAGCCACAAAAAAUCAUUUAGAUCCUAAGAACAUUUUUGCUACUGGUAACCUUGACCCUUUGUACAAAUCUAAGCUUUAGUAAUAUUUAACUUUCUGUA